This is a messenger RNA of Acanthosepion pharaonis, 594 nucleotides long. Lineage: Eukaryota; Metazoa; Mollusca; Cephalopoda; Sepiida; Sepiidae. The record is from the annotation of a GenBank genome assembly.
AUGAACUCAUUAAUUCUUUAUUUCUUUCAUUUGUCAAGUCUUUCUUUCUUUCUUUCUUUCUUUCUUUCUUUCUUCCAUGAACUCAUUAAUUCUUUACUUCUUUCAUUUAUCAAGUCUUUCUUUCUUUCUUUCUUCCAUGAACUCAUUAAUUCUUUAUUUCUUUCAUUUGUCAACUCAUUAAUUCUUUUCUUUCUUUCAUUUUUCAUGAACUCAUUUUCUUUUUUCUUUCAUUUAUCAAUUUCUUUUCUUUCUUUCUUUCUUUCUUUCUUUCUUUCUUUCUUUCUUUCAUCCAUGAACUCAUUAAUUCUUUAUUUCUUACAUUUGUCAAGUCUUUCUUUCUUUCUUUCUUUCUUUCUUUCUUUCUUUCAUGAACUCAUUAAUUCUUUAUUUCUUUCAUUUGUCAAGUCUUUCUUUCUUUCUUUCUUUCUUUCUUUCUUUCAUGAACUCAUUAAUUCUUUACUUCUUUCAUUUAUCAAGUCUUUCUUUCUUUCUUUCUUUCUUUCUUUCUUUCUUUCUUUCUUUCUUUCUUUCUUUCUUUCUUUCUUCUCCUGUGACUCUAUUUGUUUCUAUAUCCAUUUCUCCCUCCAUUUGUAA